CUUUUCCUAUUCUUCUCAGUUCUCGGGACAAACAGAGCAGAGAAUGAUCUUGCGCCAAAUCCUCCGUUCCUAUCAUUCCGAAACGCUCCUUAAACUCGAAAACCAUCCGCUGAACCCUUUUGCAUCACCGCAUUUGAUCUCCCCCAGACCCUUUUCACUUUCGUCUUAUUUCAAACCCCUAGAAGACGCAGAACCAAUUAGCUCUGAGAAUGCUGUUGGAGAAAAUAAGAAAUCAAGAAAAGCUUUGAAUGUUUACUUCAAAGAAGCUGUUGGACUCUUAAAAAAGACCCCAGAAGAUAUUGGAACUGAAAGUGAAGGUGAAAAUGGAGAGCUCAAGAAGAGAUUGAAGAAAUUGGAGGAGGAAUUGAGGGGCUUGAAGCAGAAAAAGAAGGAUGAGAAGGAGAAUUUGAAGAAUAAGGAGCACAAGAAGAAAGAGGGGGUGCAUAAGAAUGAAGGGUUGUCAAACUACGAGGAAAAAUCUGGGGGUUCAACUUUAUCAUCGUUGUUCGCUAAUAAGUUUGGGAGGGAUGAUGGAAAAAAGAUGAAGGAUUUGAAAGAAUUGAGAAUGGAGGAUCCGGAGGUUUAUAAGGAGCUUUCUCCUGACAUGGAAAUGUUUGUGACGCAUUUAUACAAUAAUGGGUACUUUAAGGAUUCGAAUUUCUUGCCUAGGAAUAGGCUUGAUAUUAGUUGUUUUGAGAAUAGUUAUGCUCGAGAUUUUAUCAAGUUUGCAGCUGAGCAGUUUGGCAUGGAUAAUCAGGAGAUUGCAAAAUGGAUGUCAGGCAGCGACCUGAAAAAGCUGGCCCUUUUCGGUUGCCCUUCUCCUGGUAAGAAGAUUGUCUUUUCCGCUAAAAGAUUGCGCAGAUUCUUCAAAAUUCAGGAAAACACUGUUUGUGACAAAUGCGUGUUAAAACAAUCAUGCAAGUUUGUUAAUCAGAGUAUUUGGAGAAGCAAUGACAACAAUCUAGAUAUGGCGGUUGUAAUGAGGAUCAUUACCUCGUAUGCUUUGGAGUCAGGUCCUCCACAAUUGGUGGUGCCUGAUGAAAUAAAAGCUACUGUCAGGCGAUUGCUGAAGGAGGCUGUAAACCUUAGUCAAACUGUGUCUUAGAGGCCUUUUUUCCAGAACCCAUAUCUGCACAAGCCUUUCAAGCAGCUCUGAUAAUUGUAUAGGAUACUAAACUAAUCUCACAGUCCUUGUUGCACCAGGAAGCAUAUCUCGUCAUGUACAAGCAUGCCUUCAGAGCAACUAAAGUGCCAAGUUCAUGGAUUAUUAGAGUGUAUGCUGAAACCUUGAAGGUUUUUAUGUUCUAAACCCAUUUCUCGACUAUAGAAGGUUUUUGACUCGUUGCCAUUCGCCACCUCUUUUCCGAACUUUUCAAGAAAAGGGUAAAAAUGAUUUGAGGAGCGCACUUCAGUAGUGACAAUGGACCCUACGACGUUGGUUUAUUAUGUCCUGUCCCCUUGACCACUUCCUUGCAAUUGGGAACUCAAGCAUUUUUUACAGGUAAUAUGAUUGACCAGGGUUUAUAUACAAAGAACAGCCUAAAUGGUCUUAUUGAGUUUUAAAGGGGCAACUCUGGAGACCAAAAGAAUAUUGAGUUGCUGACAAGUUCAACUUAUGAUCCAAAUCCAAGGUUAGUUCGAUAAGCGUAAGUGGGUUAUUUCGGUGGAAGAACAGCAACAGGUGCAACCUGCAUGAUUAUUAUCAAAUGCUGCCAUGAUUAUUGUUGUUGUCAUGAUUAGGAUUGGAGGCAAUUGGCAGUGCCUUGUGGGUGUCGGGCAUAUCAGUCUACAACCUGAGCCCAGUUCCCCCUUUUUGGUCCGGGUCCCUCACUCUGUGAUGCUCUGAUACGAAAAUGGCCUAUCAAUGAGACCACCUAGCAGUACAGUUGUGUUGUGUAAUUCUUCUAUUUUAUAAUGAGUUAAUCUCAACGUCUAGCCAAC
Molecule: messenger RNA, 1941 nt
Organism: Coffea eugenioides
Lineage: Eukaryota; Viridiplantae; Streptophyta; Magnoliopsida; Gentianales; Rubiaceae
Exons: 3
Coding region: 44-1105 (353 amino acids)
Cellular component (GO): cytoplasm
Molecular function (GO): mRNA binding
Source: RefSeq, a predicted model, not a curated record